CUCUCAUCGUGAGUACAUGCUCAACCUGGACAAGAAGGGCACACAGCUCAAGUACUUCUCCCAGAAGCAGGACGUGAUCCUGAUCAAGAACAUGCUAGUGUCGGUGCAGCACCGCUGGGAGCGCGUCGUCUCCAAGGCGGCCGACCGCACGCGCGCACUCGACGUCGGCUACAAGGAGGCCAAGGAGUUCCACGACGCUUGGGCCGACCUCUGCGGCUGGAUGGACGAGGCGCUGCAGGCCCUGGAGAGUGCCGACGCCUCGCUCGGCAACAACCCCAACAAGAUCCGUGCGCUGCUCGAUAAGCACCGCGAGUUCCAGCGGGCGCUCGGUGGCAAGCAGUCCAGCUACGACCACGUUAUCAAGCUGGGUCGCGCGCUCAUCAAGGACAAGGCGCCCAAGAUCGAGGAGCCCAUCAUCCGCGACAUGCUCAACGAGCUCAAGGACAAGUGGAACGCCUGCUGCAACCAGUCGGUGGCGCGCCAGCGCAAGCUGGAGGAGGCGCUGCUCUUCAGCGGCCAGUUCAAGGAAGCACUGGAGGCGCUGUUGGAGUGGUUGCGGAAGCGGGACGCCGCCCUGGACGACAACGCGCCGGUGCACGGUGACCUUGACACUGUGACUGCGCUCUGUGAGCAGCACAAGACCUUCGAGCAGGAGCUGGAGGGCCGUGGCACCCAGGUGCAGUCCGUCCAGAAGACGGCCGAUGAGCUGAUGAGCAAGGCUGACAAGAAGGACGCGGCCAUCAUCAAGACGCAGGUGACAGAGCUUACGACGGCCUGGACCAAGGUGGUGAAGUCGACGGAGCUGCGCAGCAGCCGCCUGAAGGUGGCGCUUCAGGACGCCGAGGAGCUGCAUAAGGCCGUGCACAUGCUGCUGGAGUGGCUGAGCGACGCCGAGAUGCGACUGCGCUUCGUGGGCGCGCUGCCGGUCGGCGAGGAGGAGGCGCAACAGCAGGUGGAGGAGCACGCCGCCUUCCGCAAGGAGCUGGCCGGCAAGGAGGGCGAGAAGAACGACACGCUGCGUCUGGCGGCCGAGAUCCUCGAGAAGGCGCACCCGGACGCCGUGCCGGUCAUCAAGCACUGGCAGACCAUCAUCGAGUCGCGCUGGGACGAGGUCAGCAGCUGGGCGCUGCAGCGCCAGAACCGGCUGGACGAGCACCUGGCCGGCCUGAAGGAUAUGCAGGAGCUGCUGGACGAGCUGCUGCGCUGGCUGCAGCAGCGCGAGCGCCGGCUGGUGGAGCUGGAGCCCAUACCGCUGCCCGACGAUCUGCCCAGCGUGGAGGGGCUCAUCCAGGAGCACCAGGAGUUCAUGGAGGACCUGCAGUCGCGCCAGCCGGACGUUGACGGUAUCUGCAAGCCCAAGCCGAAGGGCCUGCGCAAGGGAUCCCGGGCGAAGAGUCCUUCCCCGGCCCGCUUCGCCGAGAGCCCUCGGAGACAAAGCCAAAUCACCCCCGACCGCGAGGGAACGCCAGCCAGGAGGAGGGUGGGCAGCCCGGGCCGCGAGACGACGCCCGACAACUCGGCCUGGCCUCGCAUCGGCCCCGUCUUCGCCGGCGGCCCGUACCCGCCGGGCAGCAGGAGGCCCAGCCGGCACAGCAUCAGCGAGCCGUCGCUUAAGAGUCCGCACCAGCGCCAGCUGUGGGACACGUGGCGCAACACGUGGAUGCUGGCCUGGGAGCGCCAGCGCCGCCUCCAGGACAAGUUCAGCUACGCCCAGGAGAUGGAGAAGCUGCAGAACUUCGACUUUGACGAGUGGCGCCAGAGGUUCAUGAAGUAUGCCAAUCAGAAGAAGAUGCGCAUCACCGACCUAUUCCGACGAAUGGACGUUGACAACGACGGUUUCGUCACCAAGGACGAGUUCAACGAGGGCAUCAUGAGAACACACUUCCCGACCUCGGCGCUCGAAAUGCAGCUGGUCGCUGACCGUGUCGACAAGAACCAGGACGGCCUCAUCGACUACAACGAGUUCAUGGCAGCACUUCGGCCUGAUUGGGAGAAGAACCGGCCGCUCACCGAGGCCGAGAAGAUCGACGACGAGGUCAAGAAGGCCUGCAGCGCCUGCAACUGCCGCUCCAAGUUCAAGGUCUUCCAGGUCGGCGAGGGCAGAUACCGGUUCGGCGACAGCCAGAAGCUGCGCCUGGUGCGCAUCCUGCGCUCGACAGUGAUGGUGCGUGUCGGCGGCGGCUGGGAGGCGCUCGACGAGUUCCUCGUCAAGAACGACCCGUGCCGAGCCGGCGGUCCGCGGGAGUUCCGGCUCACCCGCCGCCUGCUGCUCGAGGAGCGCCACGAGCCCGGAUGCCCGAUGACGGACCAGCCUAAGGGACGCACCAACGUGGAGCUUCGCGAGCAGUUCAUCCUCGCGCCGGGGGUGUCGCAGAGCAUGGCGCCAUUCAAGGCCAAGGCCGGCAGCCCGUCGUCGCCGCGGUCGACAUCUGUGCCUACGGCCGGGCCCAUCACCAAGGUGCGUGAGAAGACUGGCCGCAGCAUCCCGUUGUCGCGCGCCUCGCUGUCGGGCCCGCCGGGCGCGGCGGGCGCCGAGCUGAGUCCUCACGACGGCUUCAGGCUGCGCAAGGCUAGCACGCCGCUGCGCAGCUCGCAGGGCGGCAGCAAGCCGCCGAGCCGCGCCAGCUCCGAGGCCAGCCUCGAUUCGGUCGACGCCCGGCCGACCCCCUACCGCGCCGGCACGCCCGGCCAGGCGGCGCAUCGCGGCGCGCGCAAGGGCUCUGCGACGCCAAUGAGUAAAACCUCGUCGUCCGGCCAGAACGGCGCCUCGAACGGUGCGGACGGCACUCCGCAGCAGAGUGGGCGGCUCAGCCGGUCUCGUGCCUCGUCUCAGACCAACCUGACGACGGCUGGCAAGACACCUAACGGCCGCAGGCCUGGCGGAGGUGGUUCGCAAAUUCCUGUGUCGUCCAUGAAGAGGGAGCGCUCCAGCUCGAAGAUCCAGCGCCGGUCAUCCACUGCCAGCGACACGCCCCGGGGGCAAGCCAAGAAGCCCCUCUGGCACUGACCCGGCGCGGCCAGCCCCUCCCUGACCCCCAGACUGAAGGGACCACGCCUGCAGCGGCCAGCUGGCUUAUCACCCCACUUAUCCGAACACGGGCCAGAGCGGAGCAGCUAGUGCAUAAUGAUCACUAACACACACACUGCGAGGUACUCAUCCUCGGCUCUAACAGUCUUUCUAUCGUUAAUGAUGUUGGCAGCCUGCGUCGCGACGCGUCGUGUAUUGUCAUGUUAUUUUUGUCGGGCGCGGGCCCCGCCGGCGUCGGUGUGCGCGUGACUGCGGCGCCACGCCGCUAUCGUGCGCCAGAACUACUCGAGAGAGACUAAUCGUAGACGCUGGCGUGCACGCACGUGUACGGGUUUUCUAAUGUUUUGUAUGCGCUUGAGAAGCGUGUGUGACGUGCUCAGAGGCAUCUAUUGCUUGUUAAAAGACUUGGCAUGUGAGAGAAGCCGGUUGAGGCGCGUUAUUGGGCGAAGCGUGGGUGCGACGCCAGCUGACGACCCGCCGCCUGACGUCACCGGCUUUCGAGUGAUGCGGCAGAGUGUGUGCUGGUUCGCAGUGCUGUGUCUGGACUGUCCUGCGAGCCGGCUGAUCGGCACUGGAUUCGGAGCGGUCCUGCGCGGCCUCCGAUUGGUCGGUGGUUAACGUCCUAAUCAAAUGAUGUAACAUGUCGAUGUCCAGCAAACCGCUUGAAUAAACCGUUUGACCACUU
This is a messenger RNA of Pollicipes pollicipes, 3713 nucleotides long. RefSeq names its product microtubule-actin cross-linking factor 1. The transcript has 16 exons. The record is from RefSeq and is a predicted model, not a curated record. Bases 17 to 3007 code for a protein of 996 amino acids. Gene Ontology annotation, biological process: cytoplasmic microtubule organization; intermediate filament cytoskeleton organization; wound healing. Gene Ontology annotation, molecular function: structural molecule activity; microtubule binding; calcium ion binding. Lineage: Eukaryota; Metazoa; Arthropoda; Thecostraca; Pollicipedomorpha; Pollicipedidae. Gene Ontology annotation, cellular component: cytoplasm; membrane; hemidesmosome.